Molecule: messenger RNA, 1287 nt
Organism: Lichtheimia ornata
Lineage: Eukaryota; Fungi; Mucoromycota; Mucoromycetes; Mucorales; Lichtheimiaceae
Exons: 7
Coding region: 1-1287 (428 amino acids)
Biological process (GO): actin cortical patch localization; plasma membrane tubulation; endocytosis
Cellular component (GO): actin cortical patch; medial cortex; Rvs161p-Rvs167p complex
Molecular function (GO): lipid binding; protein binding
Source: RefSeq, a predicted model, not a curated record
AUGAGCUGGAAGGGUAUCCAAAAAGCCGUCAGUCGUCUACCACACCAAAUCCUAUCCAAGAAAUCAGAAACAACCAAUGAUCAGGAAUACGCCGUAUUGGAACGACGCUUCAAUGAGUUUCAAAAGGUGGUGGAAAGAUUGGAAAAGGAUGCAGAGGCGUUUCGGGAUGCCGUAGCAGUCAUUUAUGAUCCUCAGCUUGGCGUCCAAAGCUCUGAAGGUGUUCAACGUCGGUUUCAACAAACUCCGGCAUCAGCUACUCAAGCAGCCAACGACGCUGAAGCUGCCAUGGCUUAUUGCCGAGACGAAGUAUUACCCGAAUUGGAUGCUAUCGAUCGUGAUGUGGUACGCCCCAUGCUUGAGCUCAAGGAGAUUAUGAAAACCAUUCACAAGACCAUGGUGAAACGCAAUCAUAAGAUGAUCGAUUAUGAUCGACACAGGACAGCUCUCAACAAACUCAAAGCUAAAGAAGAACGUAGCUUUAGCGAGGAGAAGCAAAUCUUCAAGGUGGAGAAUCAAUUGGAGACAGCGACACAAGAUUACGAGUACUUGAACGACAUGUUGAAGGCUGAGCUGCCAAAGUUCUUUGCCAUGAAGGCUCAAUUCAUUCAGCCAGUAUUUGACCACUUGUACUUUAUGCAAUGCAAGGUGUAUGGCAUGAUCUAUGCACGAUGCUACGAGCUUAUCAAUGCGAAUCAGAGUCACUUUAUGACACAUGCGAUGCCAAUUGAAGCUGGCUAUGAAUGGCGAAAGUCCCAACAUGACGCACGUGCCGAGCUGGAAAACCUCGAUCUGUUGAAAUCAGGCGGCAAAGCAUGGCUGAGUGUAUCAGGAGGUGCCAACAAUUCCAAACUUUCUCUCAAAGAACGUGCAGCAUUACGUGCCCAAGAGGAGCAAAAAGGUUCACCAGCAGGACCAUCAUCUUAUGGAUCAUCACCUGCUACUGGAUAUGAAGAAGGACCACCCGCUUAUGGUGCAUCUGCUGGUACCACACCUUUGGAUUCAACACCCAUGUCAUAUGGAAAGCAACCACAACAACAACAACAUCAGCGAUCGGGUUCACGUACAGGUCCAGCACCACCUCCACCACCUCCAAUUGCCAAUAAGCCAUCAACUCAAUAUGUGGUUGCCUUGUACGAUUACGAUGCACAAGCUGAAGGGGAUUUGAGCUUCAAAAGAGAUGACAAAAUUGAGCUUAUUGAAAGAACGGCUGAUCAAAACGACUGGUGGACAGGAAGAUUACGUGGUGUCACUGGCAUCUUUCCUGGCAACUACGUUUCCGAAUUGUAA